Necator americanus (New World hookworm) is the source of this 945-nucleotide messenger RNA. RefSeq lists its product as uncharacterized. Bases 1 to 945 code for a protein of 314 amino acids. The record is from RefSeq and is a predicted model, not a curated record. The transcript has 3 exons. NCBI's taxonomy places the organism in Eukaryota, Metazoa, Nematoda, Chromadorea, Rhabditida, Ancylostomatidae.
AUGAAGUCGAACAAGGCAACCAGUCCUGAUGACAUACCUGCUGAUGUCUGGAAGCUGCUAGGAGAUCGAGGGCCUAUACGACGGCUGUGCCAUACGAUGAAGGUUUUUGAGCGUGUCCUGGCGGCUCGUCUGAGGAAAAUUGUCAGCGUUUCACUCAACCAAUGCGGUUUUGUGAAGGACUGCAGCACUAUAGAUGCUAUCCAUGCUGUCCGUAUCCUUCUGGAGAAACGUCGAGAGAAGAACCGCAGUGUGCAUCUUGCUUUUCUCGAUCUCGAGAAAGCUUUCGACCGUGUCCCACAUCAGCUGUUAUGGAUGUCCAUGAGGUCGCAUAGAGUACCAGAGGAAUAUGUGCGGUGGGCAAAGCUGCAUUAUGCGAAGCCUACCAGUGUUGUCCGAUGUGCUGCUGGAACAAGCAGGCCAUUCCCUGUAUAUGUAGGGGUUCACCAGGGCGACAUUGAUCAAGAAGGUCGAGCACAUGUUAAUGCGGCAUGGAUGAAAUGGAAAAUGGCAACAGGCGUACUGUGCGACAAGAAAGUUCCUAUUCGACUGAAGUCGAAGAUCUACAGAACGGUUGUGCGUCUUGUUGCUCUUUACGAAUGCGAGUGCUGGCCGACGACGAAGGCCUUGGAAAGAGUUUUGCACGCCAUGGAGAUGCGGUGGCGAGAGGAAGAUUCUGUUGCCAAAACCGCACUGAAGCUCGACGUUUCAGGAGUGAGGCCGCGUGGGAGGCCAAAGAUUCGCUGGUUAGACUGUGUGAAGCUGGAUAUGAUAGAUGCGCGUUUAUGUGCGGCUGAUGCAAUGGAUAGAACCAAAUGGAAGACAAGAAGCAGAAAGGCGGACCCUGCAACAACGCGGGACAAACGCUGGGAAGAAGAAGAUUUGUUUGUUAAUUAUAUCUUGAGGAAUAGUGAGGUGCUCGACAGAGUAGAUUACAACUGCGUUUGA